This is a messenger RNA of Pseudomyrmex gracilis, 4112 nucleotides long. RefSeq names its product dnaJ homolog dnj-5. Gene Ontology annotation, molecular function: dopamine receptor binding. The record is from RefSeq and is a predicted model, not a curated record. Lineage: Eukaryota; Metazoa; Arthropoda; Insecta; Hymenoptera; Formicidae. The coding region runs from base 183 to 2723 and encodes 846 amino acids. The transcript has 6 exons.
AAUCGAACGAUUGGAGCACAUACAAUGUUCGAUUUCGCGCUCUUGCCGCAUGGUAGUAUAUAACGUAAAAGUAUAUAACUUACAUAAAUACAGAUUUUUUCGCUAAUGUAAAAUGCGCUGAAUGAGGAAGACGAGAAAACACAGUGAAAAAGAUACACUCGGUGAUAAAGGAAUAAAUCAAUAUGGCAGAACAACAAACUCCACCUGGUUUCAAGCAAAUAAGUUUAGAUAAGAUUAUCGAAGCUAUGACUUUGGAAGGCUCAAGCGGUCAUUAUGUUCAAUUCGGUGUUAAUCCACAGCAAGCAACGUCUCAUAAUUGGGGAGAUUAUGCAUCUGGACAAAGCAGACAUCAUAUAACCGGUCAACCAACCCAUUCAAAUCAUCCUUCGGGAAUGCAAACUAUAACACCAAUGACUACUUCUUUGUAUAUGCAAGAUAUGCCAAGUUACGACACUACAGCCACUGACUCAAUAUACUAUCCACCACAGACAGUGAAUCACUUAGGUAUCAAUGAAAAUAAUGAUUUGAUUGGCACCAUUGAUGUUGGAGGUGGAAAUUAUAUCAAUGUCAUUUAUGGAAAUGCUUCUCAACUUAUGGCUGAACAAUGCCAACUUCCAAAUAUGACACCGUACUCAAGUCAAAAUAUUGUUAAUCAGGAGUAUGGUCUUUUCAAUGAUCAACAUUUAUCUGUAUCACCCGAUAUGCCAAGUCAGAAUUUUAAUGGGAAACAGUUGAUUGAAAAUUUGGUCGGUAAUUGGGUUCCAAAUCAAUCUGGGACGUACAGCCCGUUUGGCGGAUCUCCUAAUGUUACACCUGCGCCACAGCCUGUACCGGAUAAACGAGAUCUCGAAGAAUUACCGAGAAACACAUCCGAUUCUCAGUACAAAAAACCACGGAUGGUGGCGGAGGUAAAACCGAUGCGACCCUCUUACUCCGAUGUAUUGACAAAAUCUGCGCCAGCUCCGCCGUCUCCGUUAACGGUGCAGCCCACAAAGCCAAAAGUUGAGGUGACAGGUAAAAAGAUCUCAAACAAGAAUACUAAAAAUAAGAACAAACCUGCGUCAUUAAAGAGACAGAAUUCGUCCGGCAGUGACGAUCACAACUCUCCGAAGAUGCAAAUACCUAAAAAGGUUCUGGAAAAAAAUUCGUCCAAUCUUCCGAGACGUUGGGUGUCUCUGGACAACCUUGGUUCGCAAUCCGAUUCCCGUCAGAUAAACGCUUUCGACAGAUCCGAUCAGUUUACUUCGGAAAAAAAGAAACCUCCCGUCAAACCGUUGAAGAAAACAGAAAAAAAUGAAACUCUUAAUAACAUCAAAACGCAAAACAGCAACUCUAAAAUCACCGGAAAUAUCCCGAAACGUCCAAUACAGAUAAAUAACAAUUUAAAUACGAUUAAUACUUCCAGUCAAACGGUUCCGUCUGAGAAAGUGGAGAAGAAUCAACAGAUAAUUAACAAAAUAAGCAAGGAGGACAAGAAAGCGGUCAAAGAGAAGAAUUCUAAACGUUUUCAAGCUGAAAAGGCUCAGCAGAUUAAAAAGGGACAGAGAAAUAGAAGAAGAGAAAAUAGGGAGUCUCCUGUUAAAGAUUUGUAUAAAAAUUUAAAUAAGUACGCGACUCGUUGGAGCAAAGUUGUAUUGAAAAUCUUUUACUGGCUGCUGCAUCUUAUUUCCGAUGUAGUUAGCAUGAGUGCCAAUCUGGUUGUUCAGCUCGGCAAAUGUGCUUGGUAUCACAUUUUAGUUUAUUUGAAAUGUUGGUGGGUGUACAUGGCUGUGACAUUUUGUAAAAUUCGCAUUCUAAAUAUUAUCGGUAAGCAAUUGGAUAGCUGGCUCGGUAGUACAAAAUUUGCGUUCUGGCGAAAGAUAAAUAUUAAGAAAAACGAGGAGAAGGAUGGCAAUUGGAUUCGCGGUGGGUUAGAAAGUAACAUCGCGUUACCCAGCACCGGUGAGGAAGCGAUGAAGAGAUUAUUGGCGUGUAAAGGAAAGGAUCCUUACAGCAUACUCGGCGUUACGCCAACUUGUUCGGAUGACGAUAUUAAAAAGUACUACAAGCGUCAAGCUUUCUUAGUUCAUCCGGAUAAAAAUAAUCAGCCGGGAGCGGAAGAAGCGUUUAAAAUUCUGGUACACGCCUUUGAUAUUAUUGGAGAACCGGAACGUAGGCAAGCGUUUGAUCAGACUAGACAAGUCGAAGCGGCAUGGAGUGAACUGAGCGACUUACUGUCUCAACUUCAACGAAAAAUGGAACAAGCGGCAAAUACGAUAAGAUGUACAAAUUGUGGCUUAAGACACAAACGUGUUCCUACACAACGUCCCUGUUAUGCCGCACGGUUUUGCGCUCAAUGCAAAAUACGUCACAGCGCGAAAGAAGGUGAUAUUUGGGCAGAGUCUCGCUUAAUGGGUUUUCUAUGGCACUAUUACGCAUGCAUGGAAGGAGCGGUGUAUGACGUGACCGACUGGGCCGCUUGCCAAGCUGGGAAUCUCAAGCAUCUUAGAGCAAAUACGCAUAGUGUCCAAUACAGAAUCGUCUUAGGACAAAGAUUAUCAUCUCAAACAUCCGUUAGCGGUAGAAGACGGCAACAGAUAGAUCCAAAUACCAGCGAAGCGGAUUUUGAGGACUUUCUAAACAAUCUUUACAACCACAGCCAAUCGGCUAACAGUAAUCCAUUGGGGGAUCAAAACUCGUUUAGAGGGGAUUCCAGACGACGUAAAACUAAGCGUAAGAAGUAAAAAAGCAAAGGCAAUGGCAAAAUAACUUUUUGGUAUCGAACAUGAUAUAAUUGAAAACUGCGCGUUAUAAAUGCAUACUAUACACAAUGAGAUUUAUAUCUACUAUCCGUAAACAAUUAACAUUAGCAUAUAUAGAUAUUACAAAAAAAAUAUUCAUGAAAUACUAAUAUUUGACUGAUACAGCAUAUGAGAUUAUGAAAAAAUGAUUUAUGUUUUGUUUUGUUUUGUUUAUGACAAACACUCCAUGUCGUAAUUAUUGCAUCAAGUAGAAGUCAUGACUUGCACACUAAAAGGUUUCAACAAUGGUCAAGAGAGUAUCAUAAUAACCGACGAAAACAUGAUAAGAUAACUUACUGUAUUUAUCAGUACAAGAAUCAAUAAGUUUGCCAGUUUAAAAUUAUGCAAAACUUUUAAAACUGAAUAUAUAUAUAUAUACAUAUACAUAUAAAGAUGCCAAAUAAUAAUGGUUGUAGACUUGUAGAUAAUAAGAAAAAAUAUUGUACGAACUUACAUUUGUGCAUUUGAACAUUUUAAUACACAUGUGCAUUUUUGAUAAUUUAUAUAAUACAACUUGAUGUUUUCACAGAGAUAGAAAAACAAUAUUUUACUACAUCAUAGAAAACUGUAUUUCGUUUUGUCUUCUUUUAUCUUUUUUUCUGGAUAACAUAAAUGUAUCUUUAAAUUAUGCAGUUUAGAAAUUAACAUAAAAAAUUGUUUUAAAAUGUCAAGAAAUUUUUUUUAAUCUUGGAAGUUUUUAAAAUUAACAAUGUUUCAAAACGUGAAAUGAUAAUUUCCACCUGGAAACCACGCACAAGAACUUAAAAUAACUGGCAAAUAUGAAAAAGGUUGAUUUUUUUCUCUUAUUCUGUUACUCUCUCUCUCUCUCUCUCUCUCUAUCUUCUCUUGUAUGAAGCUAUAUAAGAGAACCAGUGUGUGCAAAUUCCACUCUCUUAAUACAUGUUUACUUGUGUAUCUACUACAGAGCGCUAGAAUGGGAAAAAAAAAAAACGUGUAUAUGUACGCAAUGUUACGUUCCUGAAGCUGCACUGGCGAUCUCAUUGUCUUAAGUGCAAAAAACUGAUGAAAACCAUCCUUUUACACAAUUUUAUUCUUUCUACAAAAUACUUCGUAAAUAGAAAGAAGAGUGCAACAAGAAUAAAACUUAUUAAUAUUUUGUUUUAUCAGCAAUACUCACACAUUGCGUAUAUGUAUACAUUAAUAAUAUAACUACUUUUUACAGGUGAUAACAUCUACCAAGUAACUUAUAUACACUGUAAUGACUAUAAAUUUUAAUUACUACAACAAUUUCUCUUGUGAAAUGCUACAAAUGUCUUAUGAAAACAAUCUAUUAUGUACGAAUGAAAUGAAAUAAAUGAGUGCAAAAUGAAA